AUGAAAUAUAGCUCAUUGGAAUCAUCUCAACAAGAUGAAUCUAAUGGUAGUAAAAUCGCAUUUCUAGAAUUAAUAUUUAAUGAGAAAUUAAGGGAUUUUUACUCCUUAAUUUCUGAUAAAUUAACCUGUUUUUCUUCUAUCUUUUGGGAUUUCAUAAGAACCAAGAAGGAUUCUUUUGGAGUCGAUUCUUUAACUACUUAUUCUGGUAGAGUAUGUUUAGCAUUAAUUAUGAAAAGAUCUGCUUCACAAUGA
Messenger RNA from Rhizophagus irregularis DAOM 181602=DAOM 197198, 252 nucleotides. The record is from RefSeq and is a predicted model, not a curated record. NCBI's taxonomy places the organism in Eukaryota, Fungi, Glomeromycota, Glomeromycetes, Glomerales, Glomeraceae.